CUGGAUGGAAACGAUCACGCACCGUGGCACAUCCGCCUUUAACGCAAACCCUAGCUCUUACCAGGUCUUCCGCAACGUCAAAGAUUUCGGUGCGAAAGGAGACGGUGUUACUGACGAUACUGCUGCAAUCAACAAUGCUAUCUCCUCCGGGAAUCGAUGCGGAGGAGGUAAUUGCCCUUCAUCCACCAUUACUCCUGCCGUUGUCUACUUCCCGAAAGGGACAUACCUUGUCUCCGCCCCUCUCAAUGCGUACUAUUACACUCAGAUGAUCGGGGACGCUAGGUCGCCUCCGACUCUGCUCGCGAGCUCCGGUUUCUCCGGCCUGGCUGUUAUCGGUCACGCUGAUCCCUAUAUUCCCGACGGCUAUGGUGCGCAGUGGUACACCAAUCAGAAUAACUUCUUCCGAUCCGUCCGGAACUUCGUCAUUGACCUGCGUCAAAUGCCCGCUGCAUCGACCGCCACCGGCCUCCAUUGGCAGGGGUCUCAGGCCACGUCUCUCAUCAAUAUCGUGGUGCAGAUGUCCACUGCGAGCGGAAAUACACAUCGAGGUAUCUUCAUGGAGAAUGGAAGUGGAGGGUUCAUGGGAGACUUGAUAUUUAAUGGCGGUCAAUAUGGGAUCUGGGUUGGGAACCAACAAUAUACAGUCCGCAAUUUGACCGUUAACAACGCCAAUACGGCCGUCUUCGGUUCCUGGAACUGGGGUUGGACGUUUCAAGGAGUCAAUAUCAAUAAUUGCCAGGUCGGAUUCGACUUGACAACCGGUAGUACUACUCAAGAUAACCAGGGAGUCGGAGCUGAGGCUAUUAUUGAUGCUGUCGUGACCAACACGCCUAUAUUCGUGCGAUACUCGAAGGCUACUAGCUCUCUAGACGGCUCUUUGGUUCUCAAUAACGUUAAAUUGACCAACGUCCCAACGGCAGUUGGGGUCAAUGGUGGGCCCGUCGUACUCAACGGGGGGACAACGACCAUCAAUUCCUGGGCUCAAGGGAACGUGUAUACCGGCACCAGCUCCAGCGGCAAAUUCAUUCAGUCCAGUAUUCCCUCGAUACCUAAGGCGUCCAACCUUCUUGACAGUGCUGGGCAUAUAUUUGGGAAGACACAUCCACAGUAUAAGGACUACUCCGUUAAUCAGAUCGUUAGCGUCAAGGCUCAGGGCGCGAAGGGCGACGGCCAGACCGACGACACUGCAGCAUUGAAGAAUAUAUUUGCUACCUACGCGGGGUGCAAAAUCAUCUUUUUCGACGCAGGUACCUACCUCGUCACGUCGACUCUUACCAUCCCUGCCGGGACGCAGAUCGUUGGCGAAGCAUGGUCUGUCAUCAUGGGCAGCGGGAGCGCAUUCCAGGACCAGAACAAUCCUCAGGUGGUCGUGAGGGCCGGUGAUGCCAACUCACAGGGUGUUCUGGAAAUCUCAGACAUUAUCUUCACUACUCGUGGCCCGGCGGCUGGCGCGAUCGUCCUAGAAUGGAACGUUCACGACCCAUCCGGUCAGCAAGGCGCUGCGGGGAUGUGGGACUCUCAUAUAAGGCUUGGCGGAACUGCCGGGACAAAUUUGCAAGCAUCCCAAUGCGCAAAACAGACAAACACCGGCUCCAACUGCUUUGCCGACUUCAUGGCUCUACACUUGACAGCAGGUUCAAGUGCCUAUCUCGAGGGUACAUGGGUGUGGCUGGCAGACCACGAUUUAGACGCAUCCGGUGAAGGACAGGUCACUUUGUACAGCGGUCGUGGAAUCUAUUCCCAGUCAAAGGGCCCUGUAUGGAUGAUUGGAACAGCGGAACAUCAUACCCUGUACAACUAUCAGCUUGUCGGCGCAUCUAAUCACUACCUGGGUUUGAUUCAGACAGAGACACCAUAUUACCAGCCCUCGCCUGCUCCUCCCUCGCCAUUCAGCAUUGUGAGCUCAUACAACGACCCAAGCUUCAGCAACCAGAACGCAGCGUGGUCCCUCCGAGUAGCAUCAUCCAGCAAUAUUCUGGUGUUUGGUGCUGGGCUCUACAGCUUCUUCCAGAAUUACGACCAGACUUGCGAUAACAACUUUAACUGCCAGCAGCAGAUCCUCGACAUUGACUCGUCCUCCACUGUCUCCAUCUACAGUCUCUCCACAGUUUUCAGUGUUUAUCAGCUAAGUAUCAACGAACAGGGCAUAAUCCCCAACAGCGCGAACAGGAACGGCUUCGCCCAGACGAUCACUGCUUGGACCCGCUCUUGA
This is a messenger RNA of Gloeophyllum trabeum ATCC 11539, 2212 nucleotides long. RefSeq names its product exo-beta-1,3-glucanase. NCBI's taxonomy places the organism in Eukaryota, Fungi, Basidiomycota, Agaricomycetes, Gloeophyllales, Gloeophyllaceae. The record is from RefSeq and is a predicted model, not a curated record. Bases 5 to 2212 code for a protein of 735 amino acids. The transcript has 24 exons. Gene Ontology annotation, molecular function: polygalacturonase activity.